AUCACCUUCUAUGACGCUUUCCCUGUCUCCGGCAGCUGGUCAAUGCGAUGGCUCUCACGCUGGACGGUCGCAGGGCCUACACCUGUAUCCUAACCAAAGGACCCGUUCUCAUCCUUCUUUGCUGUGCACUUUCGCUCUCAUGGAUGUUCAAAUGGACGAACGACCCUGCCUUGGUAACCAUACCACUUCACGCUGAGGAAAUACUCCAAAAGUGCCAGAAUCUACACGUUUUACCGGGACCACCACUGAGCAGAACAGAAUCCGAUAGGUAUGUACAGACGACGAGGCCGACGCUGUUGAAAAAUGCGAUGAUUUGGACCGGACGCGUUUCUGGCUCUGAAGUUGUGAGAGGCGACCUGUUGAUGGAUAAAGGACUGAUCAUGGAGGUCGGAGACAUUGAUCCAGAAGUGCUGGACGCGUUCGGCCGCGAGCUCGUCGUUCAGGACGUUGGCGGGGCAUGGGUUUCGCCAGGAAUCGUCGACCUUCACUCUCACCUGGGAAUAUGCUACUCUCCGGAUCUCAACGGAUGCUCAGACGGGAACUCAUUUCACGGCAUCGCACAACCAUGGCUUCGUAGUCUCGACGCCCUCAAUAUUCACGACGAUGCCUAUCGUCUUUCCAUUGCGGGAGGAAUUACAACAGCGCUUAUCCUUCCUGGUUCCGCUAAUGCCAUCGGUGGACAGGGAUUUGUGAUCAAAUUACGCCCUACAGAAGAAAAAACUCCCUCUUCGAUGUUAUUGGAACCGCCUUUUUCGUUGAAUGGCUCGUAUGUAAACCCUUCACUACCCCCGAGGUGGAGACAAAUGAAACAGGCGUGCGGUGAGAAUCCAAGCCGUGUCUAUGAAGGAUCGCGAAUGGACACAAUCUGGGCAUUUCGUCAAGCAUACGAUAUGGCCCGAACCAUCCGGGAUAAACAAGACGCGUAUUGUAUUAAAGCUCUUGCUAGCCAAUGGUCAGGCCUAGGUGAUUUUCCCGACAGUCUUCAGUGGGAAGCGCUUGUGGAUGUGCUCCGAGGACGCGUCAAGAUACACAACCACUGCUACGAGGCUGUAGAUCUGGACGGUAUAGUAAGGCUCUCAAAUGAGUUCAAAUUCCCAAUUGCGGCUUUUCAUCACGCGCAUGAAACCUACCUUGUCCCGGACCUCCUCAAAAGAGCAUAUGGAGACCCUCCGGCAUCAGCUGUCUUCGCGACCUUCGCGCACUUCAAGCGAGAAGGUUAUCGCGGUUCGGAAUUCGCUGCUCGCAUUUUGUCUGAGCAUGGUUUAGACGUGGUCAUGAAGAGUGACCAUCCGGCAAUGAAUUCGCGGUACCUGCUCCAUGAAGCACAGCUGGCACAUUAUUAUGGAUUGCCGGAUAAUAUUGCGCUUGCCUCUGUUACGUCUACUCCCGCCAAAAUCAUGGGUGAGGACCACAGGAUUGGAUACAUAAAACCAGGAUACGACGCAGAUGUCGUCAUCUGGGAUAGCCAUCCUCUCGCUUUAGGUGCCACCCCUAAGCAAGUGUACAUCGACGGAAUAGUCCAGUUCAACAAGCCCUACUCGAGACCAAAGCCGCUGUCUCAUCAACAUAUUCCAAAAACACCGGAUUUUGACCAAGAUGCCGUAGAUGCUGUGAGGUACGACGGCUUGCCUCCCCUCCAGGCAAAGAUAUCGACUUCGGAUGUCGUAAUCUUCACAAACGUGACGAGCGUAUUCAUGAAAGGCAGCCGACGUAUAGAACAGGUAUUUUCUGCUGCUGAUGACAGGCUGGCAGGCAUCGUUGUUGUCAAAGAUGGAAAGGUCGUGUGCCGGGGAAUAGAGCCAUGCCUUGAGGUUCAUUCUGACUCAAAUGUUAGACGCGUGAAUCUAAUGGGUGGGUCGAUAGCUCCUGGCCUCAUCACUGUCGGCUCGCCCUUGGGACUAACCGAUAUCGAUCUCGAGGACAGCACUAAAGACGGGCUGGUAAUUGAUCCCUUGUUGUCCGAAAUCCCGAACUUAGUGGGAGGGGGAGAAACGGUCAUACGAGCAGUGGAUGGUUUGCAGUUCGCGUCUCCGGAUAUGCUACUGGCUUAUCGCGGAGGGGUUACUACUGCUGUAACCGCGCCAGAAUCUUCCGGAUUCUUGUCUGGCUUAAGUGGGGCGUUCACUACCGGUGCUGCACAUAAGUUGGAGGAUGGUGCUGUGAUACAAGACGUCGCGGCGCUGCAUGUUAUAGUGUCCAUGUCUUCAGAUAUCAGUGUUAGCACUCAACUGGGUGCUCUCAGACGACUGCUGUCUGGCGAGAUACAUGGGGAUCUAGGUGCGCAGUUUAAGAAGGUCGUGGAGGGUGAACUACCGCUUGUCGUGACAGUCUACAGCGCAGAUAUCAUGGCGUCUUUGAUGCAACUCAAACAAGAAGCCGAAAAGAGAUCCGGGAAAGCUAUCCGUCUGACAUUCCUUGGAGCGUCCGAAGCCCAUCUUCUCGCUACCGAGAUAGGCAACGCUGGCGUCGGCGUAAUCCUUGGCCGUGUACGGCCUUUCCCUACCGACUGGCAAUCAAGGAGAAUUCUCCCCGGCCCGCCACUUUCUGAGGACAGCGCCCUCGAUGUACUCCUAUCGCACAAUGUCACAGUGGGCAUCGGCCUUGAUAUCCUCGGUUUGGGUCCACAGAAAAGUUCCGCUCGGAAUACUAGAUUUGAUGCAGCCUGGGCUGCACUUGAAGCUCGCACGGAGAUAUCUCAGUCCGGUGCUCUUGCGUUGGCGUCGGUGAAUUUGGAGACCCUGCUUGGUGUGGAUGAUGAUGAAGACUAUGAUAUGGUGGUGACGGCGUUUGGGACUUUGCUUGAGUUUGAGAGUAAGGUUGUUGGGGUUAUCUCGUCUAGACGUGCAGUGGUUGAUCUAUUCUGAGAAUGAUGUCUAGUCUUCGGGUUUAAAAACUAUUUGAUACGGCUUCGCCUGUUUUUGGUCGAAGGCGAAUUCCCGUAUUUUGGACGCUGGCAAGCCAAGUCGGUUAUACGUCCCGGCUCCGACGAAGCGCCAAAACUUCAUCGUUUCUUUCACCCCAUCAUCAUCCUAAUCACGGAGAAAUGCCUUGGAAUCCUUCCGAACUCACGACGAAACGGCUGUUUCCUUCACCUUCAAGUGGCUUUCAUGUGUCUGUAGCGCCCUCGAUUCUUCGACUCGUAACCGUUUUAAGGAUGUCCAGUGGACAAAAGGUAGAUUAAUGAAAGCUGAUAUACUUUUGUACGUUUACAUCCCCAAUUGCUAUGAUUAGACUACAUACCACCCUUGAACUGUCUCAUUACACUCUGGUUGCUGCUACAUGUCGGAAGACCACGC
Molecule: messenger RNA, 3296 nt
Organism: Guyanagaster necrorhizus
Lineage: Eukaryota; Fungi; Basidiomycota; Agaricomycetes; Agaricales; Physalacriaceae
Product: carbohydrate esterase family 9 protein
Exons: 17
Coding region: 48-2864 (938 amino acids)
Biological process (GO): purine nucleobase catabolic process
Cellular component (GO): cytoplasm
Molecular function (GO): allantoinase activity
Source: RefSeq, a predicted model, not a curated record